AUGCUGAACACCCACUGCAUUCCGACGACAGACCGGCAAGCCAAGCUCUCUGGCACACCGCGCCUCAAGGUGGACAAAGUCAGGGACAGCAGCCUCGUGAAGAUGGGCGGAAACGCUAUGAACCUACCGUGUGCCACAGCUGAGAAGCAGACCAUCAGUGGCCACUUCUCUCUCCUGAUGUUGGACAAGCCGAGCGAGGGGUUGCCAGUUUUGACAGACUGGCUCCGGACAGCAGGAGAUGUAUGGACUGUGGGCUAUGAAGCCUGGCGAUCUCCCAUCGAGGUGUGCCCCUUGACUGACGAUGUGUUGGGCCAAGCCAUGAAGCCUUGCACGCUCGUUCCUGUGAAAGGGGUCGGCAGAGCAAGCAUCAUCCUCUUCGCGGUGUGCUACAGCUACAUGAAUCUCCGAGAUAUGGGGCCAGAGGAGCUAGAGGACUUCUCCAGGUUCACAAAAUCAGUGGAGACCAUCCAGAUGGUGCUGAUGCCUCGGCAGCCGAUUGCGGUGCUCAACUAUCGGAGGAUUCAGAUGACAGAGCAGCAGAGUGAGAAGCAGAAGAUGAAUGCUCUUCAAAAGGCCCUCAUAUUCACCACUCGUGCCAAAGAGUUGCAAGUUGAGGUUGGGGUAUGCGACGAGGCAUGGUCGAUGAUUGAGAACCACCUCCAUCGAUACCGCUUUGCCGAUUCAGCUUUCUCCAAUGCCAUGCUGGCGCAUGCACAGUGGCUCGUUGGUGCUGGACCUUCCACUGGGUGCAAUGCUGUGUGGCACCUGAUCUUGACUGUGACUGCACCAAAGCAGGUGCUGUUCUUGCGGCGUAUCUUGUUUCUACAUGAUCGGGCAGUUCGCAGAGGCGCUCGUGCAGCGAACCUCCGCUUACCACUCCAGGAGCGUAUGUGCCUGAUGGAGAGCAUUCUGCGCGAAAUGAAACUGGCAGUUGAUCAUGGCAACGUUCCAGUCUUUGAGCCUGGCGUCGUUGACAAAAUUUCCAAACGGGCUGUGGAUGGGGACUACAAUGCUGAGCUGAUGGAAAUGCUGACCUUGAAAGAGUCUAGCUUCGAGCCACACCAUUUGACAUUAUGGACUGAGAAUGUCACUAAGAAGCCUGCCCCAGCUGAAGUGAGCUUUCAACUUGUGGACAACGAGAUUGACAAGCUGGACAAAGACGCCCGGGAGUCAGCUUUCCGACAGGAUUGUUUGAAACUUGCCAGAGAUUGCGCCCAGCUCGCCUUGAUCUACAAGCAGCUCUCGAACCACGAUCGGGCGGCACGUCUUCAAAAAGUCACCCACCUGAAGCAGCAGAACACAGUGGGUGCAGACUAUGUCCGAAAGUUCAUGGCCUUGAACAUGAAGCAUGUGGGCGGACGCUCUGGUGAGUUGGAAGGAGCCAUGGAUGAGUUUAUGUCCAAUCUUCAAAAGCUGGACAAGUUCAAGAAUGAUGGGGGUGUAGUGGUGUGGCUGGACUACACCAAGUACGGCAAGCUCACCAAUGGUGACCUCAACGACUCCCUGGAUCUCAUGAAGGCCUGCAUGGCGCGCUGCCCGGAGAAGGUUGUUGGCUUCAUCAUUUGUCCAUUCCUGGUGUCAGAGAAGGCUUCAGUGCAAGGGUCCCUUCGAGGAGAAAUCAGGACACAAUUCUGGCACAGGAGAAUCGAAGAUAAACUCGAUGCCCUGUCCAUUUACUCUGAGCUGACCAUGCUGCGCAUGUCCGACCCCCCGGGGCAGAAACAUGUCCCCCUACAGUUUCCUGCUUGGGUGUGCUUCGAUGAGGGAUCCCGUGCCAGCAAUGUGUGGAAAGGAAACCAACUGAUUUUGGACAGGUGCACCAGAGCUUGCCUGCCAUGGGCUGCAGAAAGCUCAUAUGUGGUUCCUGCGCCAGCCAAAGACUCUGUGCCAAAUUCAGCCGAGAUCAGGUCGCUCUCACAGAACCAGGAAAGUGCACAGCUGCUUUCGGGAGACCAGCUGCCUGAACAUGUGAUGUCAGCUUUGCUUUCAAAGACCCACGUCAAGGGUGUUGUGGGAUUGGUCAACCUGUCCCCUUAUGACACAUGGGUUGAACUUUCUGCUAUGAAGUGGGGAAAAAAGACCAAUGGCGAAACUGUGAUGCCAUCACUUUCUUUGUCCAAAAAUCUGACCGUGGUUUCCUACUGCGACCGAAGCCUGUCCCUCCGGCUGAUGCAGGACUGGAAGAAAGGCAAUCACUGCAUGGGGUCUACUGCUCCGAAGUAUGAGCCUGAAGCCCCGAAAGUGGAGGAUGCUGACAUCAGCAAGUUUCCUCUUCAGGUGGUUCGCUUGGAGAAGAACCUUGAAGAGACCAGUGGAUGGAAGAAGUUCAAAGUGACGCUUCCGCAGACUUUCCGCAUGCACUGGCUUGAGGAUGUGGUCUUCUCUCAGGAGUGGCGGGAGCUUCUGACAGACUUCGACAACAAGUUUGGUAUCCCUACCCGGCCUGCUGAAAGUGUGUCGGCUGGGACCGAGAUUUCUGUCCAGUCCUUAUCACCAGCUCGCGCACCAUGGGACGGUGAACCGACAACGAUUCAGGAUCGAUACUUGGUCGAAACAAACCUCAGUGGACGGACAUCUGGUUCUACGCUGUAUGUGGUCGCUGCGAAGCAAAGGGAUGGUUCAGAACACCAGGUUGUGGAAGGCCAAGCCUUCAAGCUGUUCCUGGCUGCUCAUAUGAGCUUGGAGGUGCCGCUGACCGAGUUUCAAAUCGGACAUGGAUCUGCGAAGUUCUUGAAGCCUGAGAAGUUUGCAGCUUUGCAGCGCGAAGGAAAGCCAGGUGGGAAAUCAUAA
Cladocopium goreaui is the source of this 2790-nucleotide messenger RNA. The record is from the annotation of a GenBank genome assembly. NCBI's taxonomy places the organism in Eukaryota, Dinophyceae, Suessiales, Symbiodiniaceae.